This is a messenger RNA of Dermacentor andersoni, 1488 nucleotides long. RefSeq names its product tigger transposable element-derived protein 6-like. The record is from RefSeq and is a predicted model, not a curated record. Gene Ontology annotation, cellular component: nucleus. Gene Ontology annotation, molecular function: DNA binding. NCBI's taxonomy places the organism in Eukaryota, Metazoa, Arthropoda, Arachnida, Ixodida, Ixodidae.
AUGGCGCCACCAUGUCGAAAGUUUUUAUGCUUGGAGGAUAAAGCUCGGAUCCUGGCCGAAGUCGCAAGUGGAGAGAAGAAAGGCGACGUUGCGAAGAAGUUUGGGAUUUCUCCCAGUUCGCUGUCCACCAUCUUGAAGUCAAAAGAAGCAAUAGCGCAAGCUCUUGCUUCGGGCACAUCAGCCAAGCAGAAGAAGCUGACGCCGUCGGUGCACGAAGACCUCGAGAAGGCUAUGUACACGUGGUUUGUCGAGACGAGGGCGAAAAACAUACCCAUCAGUGGAAAUGCCAUGCAGCAGAAGGCCCUGAAUUACGCUUGCCUGCUGGGAAUUAACGAUUUCAAGGCGAGCACAGGCUGGCUCAGCAGAUUCAAGGCCCGCCAUGACAUUGUCGGCAAGACGCUCUCUGGCGAGUCGGCAUCGGCAGACAAAGGCAGCGCAUCCGCCUGGAUUUCCACAAACGUUUCGGCAUUGUUGAAAGACUAUGCGAAGUGUGACAUUUACAACGCUGACGAGACAGGCCUGUUUUAUGAGAUGCUGCCGUCAAAAACCCUCGAAAUGAAAGGUCAGCGUUGCCACGGUGGGAAACACAGUAAGAAGCGCGUGACCGUACUGCUGUGCGCCAACGCGGACGGAUCCGACAAGCGCCCACCGCUAGUCAUUGGGAAGAGUGCAAAGCCCCGUUGCUUUAAAGGUAAUAGGAGCCUUCCCGUAAAAUAUGUCGCCAACAGCCGCUCCUGGAUGACGCGGGCCAUUUUCUCCGAGUGGGUCACUUCAUUUGACUGCGACAUGAGGAGGCAGGGCCGGCGGGUGUGCUUAUUGCUGGACAAUUGCUCCGCCCAUCAUAUUCUGGAUGUGGAGCUCACAAAUGUGGUGCUGAAGUACUUUCCACCGAACUGCACUUCGGUAAUACAGCCACUUGACCAAGGUGUCCUUAGAAGUCUGAAGUGCGCCUACCGCCAGCGAGUGAUGCAGCGUCUCCUAUUGAACGUGGAGACCGGUCGCGACACGAAGUUAGACCUGUUCAUGGCGCUGCAGAUGAUGGCUGCUGCGUGGGCUGCAACUGGACGGCCAGUUAUCGCGAACUGCUUCACGCACGCUGGCUUUAAGCUCGGAGACACCGACUCCGCUGAGGAUCCUGCUGACUGCAACGCAGCAGUGCAUCCGCCAGGAGACGUAAUUGCUUCCUGGGCGGCCCUUCAAGGUGCCGGAAGUGUGCCAUCCAGUGUCGAGCUGGACGACCUCAUCGACGCUGACAUCAAUGUGAUGGCCCGUGAGGAAUUGAGCGAUGAGGACAUCAUAAAAAGUGUCCGCGACGACGGGGGGCAGUCGGAUGACGACGAAGUGCCAGACCUGCAUCCACCGGCCACAUCUCGCGUACUGGAUGCGUUCGAUGUCAUCAGAAACAGCGUGGCUGUGCAUGAUGACGACGUCAUGAUGCUCCUAGGAAAAAAAGGGACGCAGUCGACACUGCUUGACUUCUGGAAAUAA